AUGAGUAAAAGGAAACUGAGGGAUGAUGAAGACAUCGUGCGAGAGAUUCGCAAGUCCGCGAGGCAGCGCGGAGUAGCAGCUCCAUACAUACGCACCUCUCUAUCUCCGGAGGUGGAGGCCCGAGCCGAGCGUCGACGUCGGGUCUCGAGGGUGCUGAGGGAGGACACGGAUCCGCUCGACGUCAUCGAGCUCUUCUCCGAUAUGGACGACGACACCCUCCUCAAGAAUGCGUACGCGUCCGACUCUUCGUCCGAAUGCAGCUUACACGAGAGCAAGCAGAGGGUUCGCGAAGCUCUGGGAGGUCCCGUCGACGACGUGAAACACGACAAUGAUAAGACGUCAUCUCGGGGCCAAUACAGGCAACAUGGGUUCGAGGAGCAGUCUUUCGCCUCGCACCAGGAUAGACAGGCACCUCCGAUGCUGCUGGCCGCGAUCGAAAAGCUGAAGGAGCGCCACCCAACCGCGAAUGUGGAACCGUGCUACACCGGCGAGGAGGUUCCGCGACACUGGAAGCUCAUCGCUACAGGCCCGGGCUCCCUGGCCGCCAUUCCCUGCGUGUACCUCCACAUAAAGAGCAUGCAUGCCGACGUGAGGGAUGGGAGCGAUGCCGCCGCGGGCAGCAGCCAGUCGGACGCGGCACGAGGUCCUCUCCCGCGGCGGCGGGCCCGAUCUCCGUUGACGAGUGCGAAACGCGCGCGUCCGUCUGGCUCUGGCUCCGGCUCUGCUUCUGCAGUCGCGUCUCCCGCAACGGCUCCCAAGGGCGGUGCGCGCACGCAAAAACGACGGAAGAAGCUUGCCGCGGAAGACCCUGUGGAAGCCGCGGCGGUCGACGCUGCGACGCAGUUCUGUGCCGACUUCGGGAUGGAGGCGGAGGACGCGGAACGGCUGAGGAGCGUCGGGCUGAAGAACGAGGCGCGGGUGAAGGCGAUGGGGACGCUGUCGGAGGAGGGGAUGGGGAUGCUGAUGGAGGCGCUGAAGGGGGAAGGGAUGGACUUUGCGGGGAGGCUGCUUGUGCGGGAGGGGCUGGUUCGACGCGCGGCAGGGUCUGCUUGA
Epithele typhae is the source of this 1053-nucleotide messenger RNA. RefSeq lists its product as uncharacterized. The transcript has 4 exons. Lineage: Eukaryota; Fungi; Basidiomycota; Agaricomycetes; Polyporales; Epitheliaceae. The coding region runs from base 1 to 1053 and encodes 350 amino acids. The record is from RefSeq and is a predicted model, not a curated record.